AUGUGGAUUUCUUUUAUUUUCACUUUUGUUAAUUUUAAUUGCCACUCACUUCAGAGCCCUAUAUUCAGGUCUUCAGCAAUGCAUAUCCCAUCGUCUUUGUCUACCUCAGUCCUUGGGUGGGCUUCCAUGUUUUCACAGUCUGCUGUAAUCGAAGAAUCAGAUGUACAGGUUACUCUAAAUCCCUUUUACCCCAGCUUCCCCUUGAAAUUUAGGCCAGUAGUUAUUUGGCACGGACUUGGGGAUAACUACAAUUCUUCUUCCAUUAAUAGAACUAUAUCGGUGAUAAAGGAAAGUCAUCCAGACAUCUUUGCACACCCCAUAUAUGUUGAUGUGGACCCCGAUGAAGACGAAAAGAGAACCCUCUUUGGUGACGCCAAUAAGCAAAUCGAAUUGGUGUGUGAGCAAUUACAAGAGAUCCCUGAACUCGCCCGCGGAUUCGAUGCAAUUGGCUUUUCACAGGGUGGGUUAUUAUUAAGGGGAUUGGUGGAACGUUGUCCAGAAAUCUCUAUCAAUAACUUGAUUACCUUUGGAUCGCCUCACAUGGGUAUAAGCGAUAUACUGUUGUGUGAUGACACCAAAGAUUGGAUAUGUAAACGAAGAAAUGCACUUUUGAAGAGCCAAAUAUGGCUAGAUAGCAUCCAGCAGACCUUUUUGCCUGCUCUGUACUUUCGGGAUCUUGCACAAUAUGAUAAGUAUGUGUUCCAUUCUCACUUCUUGGCGGAUGUGAAUAACGAAUUGGUGGAUCACUUCAACCUGACUUACCGUAAGAACUUGAACUCUCUCAACAAGUUGGUUAUGAUAAAAUUCAAUAAAGAUUCUACUCUUGUGCCCAAGGAAAGUGCAUGGUUCGGUGAAUUGGACCCGGAAACUGGUGAUGUAGUAGAUUUUGACAAGACGACAUUAUACUUGGAGGAUCUAAUUGGUCUUAGAGAGUUGCACUUCUCUGGAAAGUUGGAGUUCCUUGAUGUUGAUGAGGACCACAUGAAAAUUCCACAGGAGCUCUUGGUCAUGAUAGUUCAGAGGUAUAUUGGGGGCAUUGUAUUUUAA
Messenger RNA from Dujonia railenensis, 1047 nucleotides. The record is from the annotation of a GenBank genome assembly. Lineage: Eukaryota; Fungi; Ascomycota; Pichiomycetes; Serinales; Debaryomycetaceae.